AUGCUCUCGCCCCCCAUGCGUUCGCCUAGCAUGGCGGACAUAUUCCAGCGCAUGGCCGAUGCCCUCCCCACGCAUGCCAAGGAGGACGACUCCUCCGACUUGGCCAGCUCCUAUGAGGCCAUCGCUCUCCUUGCACAUGCCUACCUCAGCACCCUCGACUUCAAGCUCUGCGGCUUCGACGAGGAGAAGCCCCUACCCGAAUGCGAAUCCCUCGCUCCCCGCAUGCCUCCGCAAUGGAAUUCAGGAUUCGGCUCUCUCAGCUUCGUCUACAGCCACGCACAACCAUCUAGUCGCUUCGUAAUCCGCGUCGAUCGAAUGGGUGCCAAGGUCGAGGUUCGCGGUCUCGCCGUUGGCCAAGAUCGCAUCCAUCGCUUUGACCGCAACGUGCGCGAGGUCGUCUCGGCGAGUCACCUGCCCGUACGCAUCACGCUCGAUAGCAACGGUGAAGAGGACAGGAGCGACCUGGCCGACAAGCUGUCGGCGAUAUUCCUCUCGAAGGAAGCCGUUUCAGCAUUCAUUAUGGACCUCCAAACAAAGAUUGUUCAAAAUCUUUUCACCGAACCACAAAAGGACGACGGCAUCGAAGCUGAUGACGCCGAGGCCGAGAUCAGCGCCAUUGCUGAGCGCCGCGCUCAAGAGGCCCAGGACCCGAAUCGGCCUGUCGGCCGUAAACCCCGAUCCAGCAUCCCCUCUCUACAUUCGGAUCCCGUACCAGGCAUUGAACCGUACCAGCCGAUGAAGCCAGUCCUACCGCCGGCCCAUCCCCGACCAGGAGCCCCUGUGGCGGACUUCCCACCACCAGGCUUCGAGGACGAGCACGAGAUGAACCGGCCGCCGCGAGGCCCGAUCAUACCUGACGGCAGAUCCCCCUUCAACAUCGGCCACGACGACUUAAACCCACCUGGACUGGGGCCGCACGAUCCUCUCAGGGGUUCGUUUGUCCCCGGAGGCAUCCCCCAACCCGGUUUCUCGGGCAUGCACCCCACCUUUGACGACCCCCUCUUUGCCUUGCAAGGCGGCGACCGGCCAAACCCCGAGGGCUACGACCCGCAGGUACCCCCUGGUGCGCGCUGGGAUCCCAUCGGUCCCGGUGGUGGUCCAAGAAUGGGUGGCCCGGGAAGUGGGAGCGGACGCGGGCCUUACGGCCAAUUUGGUGAUGGAGGCGGCUACGGAGGAGGCGGCUUCGGCGGUGGCGGCCAUAUCAUAUAA
Molecule: messenger RNA, 1209 nt
Organism: Drechmeria coniospora
Lineage: Eukaryota; Fungi; Ascomycota; Sordariomycetes; Hypocreales; Ophiocordycipitaceae
Exons: 3
Coding region: 1-1209 (402 amino acids)
Biological process (GO): proteasome-mediated ubiquitin-dependent protein catabolic process
Molecular function (GO): endopeptidase inhibitor activity; proteasome binding
Source: RefSeq, a predicted model, not a curated record